Pocillopora meandrina is the source of this 885-nucleotide messenger RNA. NCBI's taxonomy places the organism in Eukaryota, Metazoa, Cnidaria, Anthozoa, Scleractinia, Pocilloporidae. The record is from the annotation of a GenBank genome assembly.
CCGUCACCGACUGCCAAGACAACAGGGAUCAAUCCUAUUAACAACUUCAACGACAUGGGCAAGCAAGAAGAAGGCCACAUUAAAAGACCCAUGAACGCGUUUAUGGUGUGGAGUCGUGGUAAGAGAAAGCAGUAUGCUGCGAUAAAUCCUCGAAUGCACAACUCUGAAAUCAGCAAGCGACUCGGAGCCGAGUGGAAAAUGCUUUCACAAGAGGAAAAAGAACCGUUCGUGGCGGAAGCGAAGCGACUGCAGGCCAUCCACAUCCAAGAGCACCCCGAUUAUAAGUACAAGCCGAAGCGACGCAAACCGAAAUCACUGCAGAAGAAAGAGCUUGCGGCCCCGAUGUUUUCGCCAUACAGCGCCCCAAUGAUGGCGGUCGAUAAAUUCUCAACGAAUCAAUUGCCUCAAACAAUAGCUCAUUCAACGGCUUUGUCCGCGGACCCAAUGUAUUCCAAAAUAAAUGGAGCAGCAGCGUUUCAUCACUCGGUUUCACCAGGAUAUCCAGUGAUUUAUCCAAACGUAACCGCAGUGAACACUCACCAUUCGGUGACUCCACCAUCGCGUCAGCUAUUCGCUAGUUCCUUGGACACGACACAUUCAUUCCGCGCCGCCGAUGUCAUGAGCCACAACAGAGCGUUGUACACCAGUCAAGCCUUCCAAACUGCGCUACCUUCCCAAAUGCAGCAGAGAAUUUCUAGCGUGGACGAAACACGAGGCGCCUCUAUCAGUAGUGGAGCGUCUUCCAGUCCGACUGCUUCAAGCAGUGACGCACCGAGCAAGUCGAGUGGUUAUACAGUUUCCACUGCUGAACUGAACGGACAACGCGUUUGGCAGCCUCAACAGGAUCUGUCCCGACCAGUGGCCUAUGUCCCGGUAUUGCUUUAA